Messenger RNA from Prorocentrum cordatum, 2800 nucleotides. NCBI's taxonomy places the organism in Eukaryota, Dinophyceae, Prorocentrales, Prorocentraceae. The record is from the annotation of a GenBank genome assembly.
GGUCCGUCCGCUCACAGCGCGCUGGCAGGCCGCAGCGGCCGGCCUCUGGCAGAGGUCCCCACGGCGCCGUUGAGCCCGUGGGGCUUGGCGCCGCGGAUGCCGCCCACUCCAGCGCCGCCCGUCCGCCCGUCCAACCUCAGUGCCAGCGCAGCGCGCUCGGAUGCCGCGUGGCUGUGGAUGGAGGGCCAUGGCGGCGGCUGCUCGGCUUCAAGUUUCUGGCACGAGCCUGGAGAGAGGCCGCCGUCAUCGGUCAGCACGGCGCUGCGUGGCGCUGCCCCGGACCGUUCAGGCACUGGGCACAGCGAGCUGGCUGCGACGGAGAGGCUGCUGCCGCGGGCUCCGAGCAUCUCGCACUUGCACAGCAGCCUGGACAUCGACACUCUGUCGCUACUCGAGGCGCCAGGUGCAACGACCGCAUCUCCAGAUGCCCUAGCGAGAACGUCAGACGUGCCACCCGCAGGCGUGACGUCGCCACAGCACAGCGAGGCUGGUAGCGCGGGUCACGUGGUGGCAGAGGCGUUUGCCUAUCGCAGAUGCCUGUCUGCUGCCGUCCAUGGAUGGCGUGGGACCGCACGCCUGUGCGCAGCCUUGAGGCGUCUGGUGAGCCUCCGAGCUUCACACUUGGUGGCUGCCGUGCUGGACCGCUGGCGCGCUGCCGCUGGAGAAGUUGCAUGGGAGAGCCGUGUUGCAUGCGAGGCGGCAGAACAUUUGCGACAGAGACUGCGCGAGCUGUUUGGGCAGCACGUCUUGCGGGAAUGGCUGCUCGCUUCACGAAGACGUGGCCAACUGCUGCGGCUGCAGAGUGAGGCGGCCUCAGAUGUUGCGCGCGAGGCGUGCCGCAGCGGCCUGGGCUGGUGGAUGCAGUGGCGGGGUCAACGGCGUGACAUGCGUGAUCUGGAGACGACGGCCGCUGAAUGCCACCGAGAGGCGCGCCUGCGGGCGGCCCUCGGGCAGUGGCGAGCGAUGCCGCCACAGCAGCUGGCGCAGAGGAGGCACCGCCUCCGCUCGCAGCAGCAAGCUGCCCGAAGGGCCCGCUCGGCCGCGCUGGCGCGCUGGCGCGCCUGUGGGGCGCGCCUGCGCGGCCCUGCUCGCUGCGGAACCGCCCUGCGGGCCGCGCGCAGGCGGGGCCUGCUGGCACGCGGCCUGGCGCGCUGGCGCGCCACGCUCGUGGCGCCGCACGCGGAGCGGCGCCGCGGGGCGCGGCAGCUGCGCAGGGCGGCAGCUCGACGUGGCCUGCAGACGACGUGGGCGGCGUGGUGCCGCUUCGCCCGGGUCCUCCGCACCGGCCGGCAGAUGGCCGAGAGGCGGAGGGUCGAUGGGCUGAUGCGGGGCGCCUGGGGCGCGCUGCGGGCGGUGGUCAGGAGGAGGAGCCUCACCCGAGUGAGCCGCGGCUGGGCCGACGUCCGCAGAGCCCGGGCGCAGCUCGGCAGGGGCUGGGCCAGCUGGCGCGAGUGGCUCGCGAACACCGGGCGGGCGCAGUCGAUGCGGAAUGAGGCCCAGCUCCUGGCCACCUGGCGCUGGCUCCGCCUCUCGUGGGGGGACUCGCACCGGGCAUGGGGCAACGUUAACGCCGUGCCCCUGCCACCCUUCGCGGCGCGCGGCGCCAGGCUCGCUGCAGACCUGCUACUGCCAGUGGCGCCUCUCGCACUGCGGCCGAGCGCGGCCCCUGUGCGGCGCUGCGAGCUGCUCGCGCACUUCGCGACAGCGGUGCAGCGGUGGCUCUUCCGCGGCUGGUUUCGCGAGGUGCGCCGUGUCCAGGAAGUCGGCCUCAGCAGUUCUCUGACCAGCGUUCGGCGCACCUUUGCUGCGUGGUGUGUCGCCACCGCCCGCCGUCACCGAGUGCGUCGCUGCGGCGACCGCAUCGUGGAGCUCCGGGCAGCUCGGCUGCGCGUGUCGUGCGCGCGCGGAUGGCAUCUCGCAUGCCGGAGGCGUGCAGCGCUGCAGCGGACUGCGGAGCAGGUGGCCUCGGCGUGCUCGUGGUGCACGCGGCGCCGGGCCGUUGACUGCUGGCGGGCGGCCCGCGCCCGGGAGGCCAGCGUGCGCACCGUGGGGGACUCCAUCGUGCGGCGCGUGGCCGCGGGGCUGCUCAGGCGGGCCUUCGGGGCCCUGCGGGGUCGCUGGCGGCAGAAGCACCACGGGGCGCUCCUGUCCCGGCUGGCCGACCUGCUGCUCAGGACCGAAGUCCCGCAUCCGCGGCGGGCUGCUGGAGCUGCUGACGCACUCGCGCGCGAGGGCACGGCGGCGCCUGGCGGCAGACCGGCUGCGGGAGCGGCUGUUGACGGCCUGCUGGCGGCGAUGGCUCAGGUGGCGCCUCGGGGCACAGGACCGCCGGGCCCGCUGCGGCAGGGUGCGAGCGAGCGCGAGCUGCGCGCUGGGGCGCAGGGCGCUCCGGGAGUGGGCUGGAGGCGCGGCCGCCGCCGCGCACCGGCAGCGCCUGGCCCUGCACCACCAGUCGGCGCGGAGCCGCCAGGCCGUGUCGCGGUGCCUGCUGCACUGGCGCGGCUGCGCGCGCGCGCGUGCCCGCCGGUGGCGGGCAGGGGCCGCCGUGGCGCAGCGCGUGGCGCUCCGGAGGGGGCGAGGGCUCCUGCGGCAGUGGAGGUGCGGGGCCGUGCAGGAGGCGGCGUGCCGGCGGACCCUGCAGCUGGGGCGCGCCAGGCUCGCGGCCACGGCCUUGGGGGCCUGGCUGUCGCACGCGCACGAGGGCCGGGCCGCGCAGCUGGGCCGCCUCGGCGCGCUCGUGCUCCUGCGCCUGCGGCACCUCCUGGCCGCCUGGCGGCGCGAGGCGCUGCUCGCCGGCCGG